UUGCCUUUUCCACAUAGUAACUCUGACUCCAGUGCGCGGCUCCUUUAAGAAGAAACUACUAAGUCCCGCCCCUGGCCCUCUUUGUCAGGGGACACCGGUUCCCUACGCCUUUCGCGGUACCGCUUGGGCGUUGCCAUGGAGAACGAGAAGUGCAGGCCGGACCCUGGGAAGAAACUACAUUACCCAGAAGACUUUAUGGGUCGGUGGCGGGCGAUGAGGCAAUGACGACCCUGGAAAGGGAUCGGGUGACCUUUGAGGACAUAGCUGUAUACUUCACCUGGAAGGAGUGGGGCCUCCUUGAUGAAGCUCAGAGGCACCUGUAUCAUGAUGUGAUGCUGGAGAACUUUUCACUUGUGGCCUCACUGGGACUUGCAUCAUCCAAGUCCUGUGUGGUUGCCCAACUAGAGCAGGAUAGAGAGCCCUGGAUGCCUGACACGGUGGAUGCAUCUCCAGCCACAGCAAGAGAGGCCCAGAGGGGGCCUGGGCCUGAUUAUUGCUGUGGAGUGGAAGAGGCCCCUCUUGAGCAGCGUGUUUCUAAAGAAGGAUUGUUCCAGUUUGGGACCCCUGAGGAAGGUUCUUCCACCCAGAAGGCAAAAAUCUGUGACAUGUGUGGCCCACUCUUGAAAGACAUUUGGCACCUGGCUGAGCACCAGGGAACACACUCCAGGCAGAAAGUGUACCUAUGUGGGACAUGGGGCAGAGGCUUCUGGAUCAAUGCAAACCUUCACCAGCACAAGAGUGGAGAGAAACCUCUCAGAUGGGACAAAGACAGGGUUUUAUUUGUGAAGAGCUUCAGUGUCCCCAUGUCAGAGAAGCCUUUCACAUGCAGGGAGUUUGGUAAGGAUGUCCAGGACAGCCAUGACCUCCUCCAGAACCAGGCCACCCACAGUGAGGGAAAGCCAUUCAGAAGCACUGAAUACAGGGAGGUCUUCCCACACAACUCCAGUCUUGAGCAGCAGCAGGGAGUCCACACUGGACAGAAGCCUUUCAAGUGCAGUGACUGUGGGAAGGUCUUCCUGAAGGCCUUCGCUCUCCUCGACCAUCUGAUAACUCACUCUGAAGAGAGAGCCUGUAGAUGCCCGACAAGUGGAAGUGCCUUCAAGAAGAAAUCAGCCCUUGCCGAUCAUCAAAAGUCUCAUACUGGAGAAACAUUCUAUGUGUGUAAGGAUUGUGGAAAGGCCUACACUUACCUAUCUCUUCUGAGAAUGCAUCAGAAAGUUCACACUGGAAAAACCCAUUACAAGUGCAGUGAAUGUGGGAAAACCUUCACUCGUAAGCACUCACUUAGUCAGCACCAGAAAAUUCACACUGGGGAAAGACCUUAUGAGUGCAGACAAUGUGGGAAAGCCUUCACUCGCAACUUCCAUGUUGUUCGACAUCAGAAAGUUCACAACACAGAAAGGCCUUAUGAAUGCAGACAGUGCCGCAGAGUCUUUAGCUGUAUCUCCAGCUUCAUUCAGCACCAGAAAAUACACACGGGAGAAAGGCUUUAUGAAUGCAGUGAAUGCGGGAAAGCUUUCAUUAACAGCUCCCACCUUGCUCGGCACCAGAAAGUUCACAACACAGAAAGGCCUUAUGAGUGCAGUGAAUGUGGGAAAGUCUUCCGUCAAACCUCCAAACUUGUUCUACAUCAAAGGAUUCACACUGGAGAAAGACCUUGUAAGUGCAAUCAAUGUGGGAAGGCCUUCAGUUUCCCCUCCAAUCUCAUUCAGCACCAGCGAAUUCAUACUGGAGAAAAGCCUUAUGAAUGCUCAGAAUGUGGGAAAGCCUUCAGUCAAAGCUCUGCCCUUAUUCAGCACCAGAAAGUUCAUACUAGAGAAAGGCCUUAUGAAUGCAACGAAUGCGGGAAAGCCUUCAGCUAUAACUCUAACCUUGCUAAACACCGGAAAGUUCACACUGGAAAAAAGGCCUAUGAGUGUGGCCAGUGUGGAAAGGCCUUCAGUGAAAGUUCUAUCCAGCACCAGAGAGUUCAUACUAAAGAAAGGACUUAUGAGUGCAACAAAUGUGGUAAAGCUUUCCGCUACAGCUCUAACCUUUCUAAGCAACAGAGUUCACACUGGAAAAAAGCCUUAUGAGUGCAAUGAACAUGGGGAAAUCUUUCAGCCUCAUUCAGCACCAGAAAGGUCACAACAAAGGCCGUAGCAGUGCAGUGAAUAUGGGAAAGCAGUUAGCUGUGGCUUUCUCCCUGUUCAGCAUAAAAGGACUCACUCCUGAGAAAAGUUUUAUGAAGAACUUUUGUGAAGAUGCCAUCAGCCAAAAACGGAAAUUUAUACAGCCCAAUACCUCACUAGAGAGAUUGUCCAUGAGUGCCAGUUACGUGUAAAGCUUUCAGGAGCAACAUUGUACUUUCUAACUUGCUCAUGUCCUUUGUCAGAUAUAUCACUUGACAGUGCCUAUGGUAGAUGCCAUUUCACCUUACCAUCUGGCAGGUCUCCACAGUGUGUGCCUGUCAUCUCAGCAUACUCAGGGAGGGCAGAACUCUGUGCUCGCUUUCUGAUUCUGGAGGAAACCAUAAAUGAUGUGAGCCCUUUGGAGUGAGUUUAUUUCUCAACUUUCCCCUGUUCCCAAGGUUUAGGUAUUGCCCUGACCUACUUCUGUCCAUGAGAAUCUGAAUUGGAGUCUGCUCAGGACUCCCAGAGAAGGUUUCCCUUUUUCAUGGGCAUUGUUGAGUCUACAGAUGACACCUGCAAUGGGUUUGUCCAGCCACUAAAUACCCAGCCUUGGAACUGCCUGCCUUACACUGCUCCAGAGUGUGUAAUAAUAAAGGCCUUAUGGUUUAAGCCGUCUUUAAUUCUGGGAGUGCCAUCCAUUGUGUGUGGGGAAGGGUUGAGAACAGAAUUAGGCUCUGCCAGCAUGAAGUGGGUAAAGGGCUUUGAGGGGAGCCACUUCAUAUGCCUCAUGGGCAACUUCAGGAUGACAGGGACCAGCUUUCAGUCUAGUUUAACCUAAUGUGCUUUGCAGCUCAGAUCUUCCUGGGAAAGGCUGAAGGUCUCUGUGGGCCAGAUCUUAUGUCCCAGAUGCCAGGAUUAUCUACUGGACUCAGAGCUUAUCCCAAAGAGUAUUUGGUGUGGCAAUCUCCAGUAGUUCUUAAAGCAGGAGGAGUCGGGUCCCUUGUUCCCAAGGACCUUUGAGAGUCCUCUACAGUGUUGUGGGGUAGCUGUCUCCUGUGACCUGCCCCUGAAGUCUAGAAUCCAUAGGCAGACGUCACUGACUAUAACAUCUACAAGGCCAAGUCAGAACCAUAAAUGAGUACAGAAACACUAGGCUUGAGGUCAUAGGGAAUGAGGGGGACAAUGGCAAACAAGAAGAAUCCAAUAGUGUGCUUGAGCCAGAUCAUACCCACCCAUAAGUGUUGAUUAUGUUAAACUCCACGUUCAGUGACAUCACAUUACAUCCCCACAUAGCCCAGGUAUUGGAGCAGUUGUGGCUGCCUAUGUAGUUGGGACACAUCCCUCUUUUCCAGUCUAUCCCUCCCUCUCAUUUACUCAUCUAAGGCACUUGCCUGGCCACUGUAGGUCUUACAUUUGGUGACACCUGCCUGUUGGGGUCUAGAUUCAGGAUCGUGACUCUGGCUUGGUCCCAAAAGACAACUUCUCAAGACCUAUGGGGAAUAUUAGACAUCUAGCAAUAAGACCAAUUGCCUGCUGCUCCCAAGGAACUUGACAGUCUUAGACUAACAAUACCAUUUUUCAGAAUGAGUGGAGUCCGUGGGUCACAGCUUUCAGCUCAUAGUAUCCUUCAGUUUAACGGGAGACACUAGCAGCAAUGCAUAUAAGGUCAGAAGUGGAGAGUCAGGCCCUGCAUGUGCAGAGUUCACUUUGAGUCAGAUAUGGUGGAGGGACCCUCAUACACCAUUCACCACCCUUCAUGCUGACAGAGCUGAUUUUUACCUCCGCCCACCCCACAUAAUAAACAGAUCCCUAAAGAUUGAAGUAAGCUUAAAUAGUAAGGUUUAAAUAAUACAACCUUUAUCAUCAGACAAGUAGGCCUGGUGGCUCCUUGGUUAAGCACAUGACUGCUAACCAAAAGAUCAGCAGUUCAAACCCACCAGCAACUCCAUGGGAAAAAGACCUGGCAAUCUGCUUCUGUAAAGGUUACAGCCUUAGAAAUCCUAUGGAGCAAUUCUAAUCUAUAGGAUCACUAUGAGUCAGAAUCGACUCGAAGGCAACGGGUUUGGUUUUUAAUGGGUAUCAUCAGACAGUCCAGAGUGAUUCGAGGUAGGUUGUUUGAAGGUUUGGUGAUUCAGAGUAUGGUAAUUUUUCUGCUUACCUCAGAACCUGAGGAUAUAUUUUGUUAUAUAGCAAAAGGGACUUUGGAGAUGUAUUUAAGUUAAGUAUCUUGAGAUGGAGAAAUUCUGUAUUAUCCAGGUGGGCCCAGUGGGAUCACAAGGGUCCUUAAAAGUGGAAGUUGGG
This is a messenger RNA of Trichechus manatus latirostris (Florida manatee), 4412 nucleotides long. Its product is annotated as zinc finger protein 304-like. Gene Ontology annotation, molecular function: DNA-binding transcription factor activity; RNA polymerase II cis-regulatory region sequence-specific DNA binding. The record is from RefSeq and is a predicted model, not a curated record. Lineage: Eukaryota; Metazoa; Chordata; Mammalia; Sirenia; Trichechidae. Gene Ontology annotation, biological process: regulation of transcription by RNA polymerase II.